CACAACUUUGGUUAAAAAUGAAUUCUAAUAUUAGAGGUAAUUCUCCUUUUGUAAACUCCUCUUCUUCUUUGGAGUCAUCUGAGUUCGACGAGUGGUUAGAAGAUGAGAUUGAAGCAAUGGAUAUUGAAGAACAAAUUAUAAUCAACAUGAUAGCAAGAAACAACUAUGUAAUUCACCAUCUCCUCACCCAACAAAGCGAUCAGGCAACAAUGGCGGAAUCUCCUGAGAAAGUCAACCUGAUCCCGACCGAAGCUACAUCUGAAAACUUCGGAGAUUAUGGUCAGAUCAUCGAAGCCUCCUCAGAUGGUGUUCCUUUCGGUCCUAACGAUGCUCAGUUAGAUCUCUCCAGAGGAAUCCCACGUUUAUAUAUCAUGCGGCUCAAAGAUCAACCGUUUCGCUUCUCCAAGAUCACGCACCACGCGAGCGUGACACAGUGUCUAGGAUCAAUAGGAGGUAACGUUUGGUAUCUAGGCUUAGCUAAGCCAUCUCUUAUUGAAGAUGGUGAUAGAGAAAGAGUUGGAGAUAAUAUAGAGUCAGGAUCCGACGGUCACUUGUACGCUCCUCCUGCGGUUGAGAAAGUGCGCGUCUUCAGGUUUUCAGGACCAAAGUUUGUUAAACUGAAACGUGGUACGUGGCAUGCUGGACCGUUGUUCGGUGAGAGCUCCAUGGACUUCUACAACCUAGAGCUAGCCAACACAAAUGAUGUGGAUCAAACCACACAUGAUUUCAAGAAGAAUAAUGGGGUCACCUUCCGGUUUUGACUGACCCCAAAGAUGACUACUGCACAUCGUCCUAAGUCAAUUCCUAUAUAUGAAUAUUGAUCAGUGUGAUUCUGUUUUUUUCAUGUCUUGUAAGCAAAACAGAGUGAGAAACGUUUUUUCUUGUAUUCAAUGUUCCAAGAAAUUGUAAUCCCCCGACUAAAUUGUGCUUUUGGUUUCA
Messenger RNA from Raphanus sativus (radish), 939 nucleotides. RefSeq lists its product as uncharacterized. NCBI's taxonomy places the organism in Eukaryota, Viridiplantae, Streptophyta, Magnoliopsida, Brassicales, Brassicaceae. Bases 18 to 761 code for a protein of 247 amino acids. The transcript is spliced from 4 exons. Gene Ontology annotation, molecular function: ureidoglycolate hydrolase activity. The record is from RefSeq and is a predicted model, not a curated record.